This is a messenger RNA of Gastrolobium bilobum, 530 nucleotides long. RefSeq lists its product as uncharacterized. Bases 2 to 475 code for a protein of 157 amino acids. The record is from RefSeq and is a predicted model, not a curated record. The transcript is spliced from 2 exons. Lineage: Eukaryota; Viridiplantae; Streptophyta; Magnoliopsida; Fabales; Fabaceae.
AAUGGAUGUUAAUGGCUACAAGUUUGGAAUUGACACUGGAGGCCCUGCUCCUUUGCAAAGAAAUGAAGAUACUCCCCACUCUCUUGGUGUUGGCACUACUCAGUUCCCAAGCAAAGCAAAGAAAGAUGCUCUAGGUGCAUCAGAUGGGGGAAGAUUGGUAUCAGAGAAUGUUAUUGAGUUGAUAGACCUUGAUGAUGAUGAUGAUGACAAUAGGUAUAUGUCGCCGGGAUUGCUUGGAAAGAAGGCUAUUUCUCAAAUUAAUGUGAAGGAUGAGCAUCCAAGUUCAUCAGAUCCAGCCCAACAGAAAAGCAUUUUUACGAAAGCACAGAGGAUUGAAAUGGUCAAGAGAAAAUUUCCUUUUUCUGAUAGUGACACUUCCAGCUCGAGUUCCAGUUCUAGUUCCUCUAUUGACUUAUUAAACAUCGAUAAUCUUCCAUUAGGCUCCCGUGGUAUUACAUGUAAAAAGAAAAGUUAAACUUAGGCAGAUAGUCAAAACUCUCUUUUUUGGGAAAGAUCCUGGAUUACCCUCU